UGGUAGUUUUAAUGUAAGGUUUUCAUAUACACAUGCUUAUUAAAGUAUUAUUGUAUUAAAGUGAUGCCAAAAAAGUGUAUUGUGUGUAAAAUAAAACAAAGUGGGAAGUGUGGACGUAGUUUCCAUAAAUUUCCCGAAGACGACAGUAAACGAAAACAAUGGUAUGAAGCCCUAAAUAUCACGACAACCUUGAACUACAACACAGCCUUUGUGUGCAGCGAACACUUUGAUGCUUCGAAUUAUUUAAUUUUCAAUGACGAAAGGCAACGCAAGAAGCUUUCCCCAGAUGCUAUUCCAUUUGACCAAUGUGCAUCUUAA
Messenger RNA from Copidosoma floridanum, 318 nucleotides. RefSeq lists its product as uncharacterized. Lineage: Eukaryota; Metazoa; Arthropoda; Insecta; Hymenoptera; Encyrtidae. The record is from RefSeq and is a predicted model, not a curated record. Gene Ontology annotation, molecular function: sequence-specific DNA binding.